Messenger RNA from Chara braunii, 2390 nucleotides. The record is from the annotation of a GenBank genome assembly. Lineage: Eukaryota; Viridiplantae; Streptophyta; Charophyceae; Charales; Characeae.
CUUACAGUUAAGCAUAUCUUUAAGUUCAAUCCAGGAACAAUCGCAAAUGUGGUACUGAAGAUGAAUGCGAAGAUUGGUGGCGUCAACACGAUACUCCACAGAGAGCACAAUCGUGAGCUGCCAUGCAUCUCUACUCGCCCGACGAUGAUGAUUGGCAUCAAUCUCUCCCAUCCAAGUGCAGGAGAUUCAACGUCACCGUCAAUUGCUGCUGUUGUGGCAACUGUGAACUGGCCGAUGUUUUCAGCAGUCCACACCUUGAUCAGGGCAGUCACUGCAAGGUCAAUGGUUAUCGACAACCUUUUUGAGCAAACCAGGGAUCCGGAAGGCAAUACUGUCCCCAGUGGCAUUUUUUACGAGUUGCUUGGGAGAUUCAAGAUGAAAGUUCAGCAAAGACCUGAGACGAUAAUAUGUUUCAGGGAGGGAGUUAGCGAUAUGGAGUUCGAGAAUGUGCUUCAGCAUGAACACACAGCUUUGGAACAGGCAUGCAAAGCACAUGGAUGGGGAAAUGGCCGGGGCAGGGGUGCAGAGCACACGGAGAAGCGGACUAGAACUAAUGAAGGCAUGCCAAAGAUCACAUACAUUGUGGUCCAGAAGAAUCACCACACCCGCUUCUUCGUUGAAGGUGGUCGUGUCAAUAAUGCUCCACCAGGCUUGGUGGUUGAUUCAACUGUUUGCCAUCCAAAAUUGUUUGACUUCUACCUUACUCCUCAUCAAGGAAUAAAGGGAACGAGCAAGGCAGGGCACUAUUGUGUCUUGUGGGACGAGAACGGCUUCUCUCCCGAUGAUAUUCAACAGAUUGUGCACGACUUCUGCUACACAUACGCGAGGAGUCAAGAUAUAGCUGUGCGCUCGAUGCGAUUGGGUUUACGGGACUUUGCGCGGGAACUGGUAGGUGCCGUUGGAGUCGAGGUGGGACAUCGCCUUGAUAAGACUGAACGAUUCUGCGCUGGCGCCAUUGAGGGCGUCAAAGCGACAGCUCCUAGGGAAGAGGAGCCGCGCCCACCACGUAGAGAACCAAUCAAAGUUAAGUUCCCGGAUUCCUAUGCUGGGAAGAGGGAAGAGAACUUUGAUAACUGGGAAGCCAACGUGAAGACCUACGUGCAUUUGCAACAGGUCUCCUCGGAUCAGCAAGUCUUGAUUGCGAUCCACGCGCUUAAAGAUGAGGCCGCCACUUUUGCAAGGUCCUUGGUUCGUGCCGCUAACUGUAGCGACGAUCCCAUUGCCUACUCCUCGUUUACCUCCCUCACCGAAUUUCUAAGAUUACUGCGCGAGCGAUUUGCUGACGUCGCUCGCAGUUUAAAAGCUUCAGAUAAACUGCAAACCAUCCAUACUCGCAAAUGGAAAAGCGUCAGGGCGCUCAAGGGUACAAUGGACGAGUUAGUGGCCGUCCCUGAUCACAAAGUCACAGAGACUCAAUUAGUUAACCUCUUUUAUCGAGCUAUGCCCGAAGCUUUGCGAGGGCACUUCUUCGCGAAGAGCGAAGACCCUACCACGACAUAUGAUUCUCUGAGUCGUGAAGUAGUGGCUYUUGAAGCCAAGUCUGCGUCUGUGUCUACCUUCUGGCACAGAGAUCUGGAUAGAGGGAAGCCAUGGAAGGGCCGCACUAUCUCGGGGCAAGUAAAGACUAAGGAUAGCCUCGUCCUAACUUUAGACGAAGGUAGUGUGGACGAAAUCCCCUACGACCAGAUUGAGUGGGGGUUAGAGGAGGACAACGGUAUGGGCCAGGGGAGAUCUUAUGCUGCUGUCGCGGUUGGAGGGAGGCCGCAAGGAAGAGGCCAGGGCCAAGGGGGCCGGGCCUCAGGGAGCCGGUUCCAGGGCGAUCAGGGGGUUGGCGGCAGAGGRGGAAACCGYCAAGUGGGAGGCAGGGGUCAAGGUCCCCCGCAAAACCGCCCUAGGAACAGGUCUCCCUAUAGAAUAGGAGGAUGGCAUCCAGGGCUACCGCAAGCUCAACUGGGAGCGACGAUGGCAGAUCGACGAGGAGGAGCAGCGGCGACGGCGGGCUUGGAGACGGCAGCUACGACGGGUGGGCUUCGUGAUGACAGCUUCACAGUGGAGGAUACCACGUUUGAAUUCGAACGCGGCGUGGUAGGCCAGCAUGGGGGGAAACGGGUUCCGCUUUGCUUCUACGCGCAUCUGGCGGCGCAUCGGGCUCGGCUGUAUGUCGACGACGAUGGCUCGGAUGCAGGGUCGGUCUCUGGAUUUGCGAAUGAUGAAGAGAGGAGUCGUCAACAAGAGAACAAGAAACAAGAGAUGAACCGAGCUCUGGAGAGAGUGAACAGGAACAUGAGUGAGAGGCCGUUCUACCUAUGAGCAACGUGAGGGAAGCUGGUGUGUAAGCCGUGUUGUCUGUACAUAGCCUCCUGAUGAGUUGGUCGGUGAAACUCGGACGA